Messenger RNA from Penicillium canescens, 783 nucleotides. RefSeq lists its product as uncharacterized. The record is from RefSeq and is a predicted model, not a curated record. The coding region runs from base 1 to 783 and encodes 260 amino acids. Lineage: Eukaryota; Fungi; Ascomycota; Eurotiomycetes; Eurotiales; Aspergillaceae. The transcript has 2 exons.
AUGUCCUUUACCAAGACAUAUUUUCUGUGUCCGACAUCCGAUUUCAUAUCUCCACCACCAACGGGCCCGCUAUGUCUUGGGUCUAUAAUCCGCUCCACGUCAGCACCGCAAUACCCUCUGAACAGAGCGAGCGUUGUUGCAGUAGCUUAUGCAUUCCCACCUGUCGUGGAGACCGACUGGAAGAAGACUGUUUCAACCGAGACAGGGCUCGGUUUGGGUGUCUAUGCACAGUUCCUGCAGCUGGCUACCGGUGGACUGCCCAUUGGUCCCGAGCUGAACGUUGAGCAUUUGAACAAGGCGGCAAAUACGUUCGCGUUCGACACGGUGACGACGCUGGCGUUCGAGCCGACCCAGGAAUACGUGAAAGAGGCCGUCAAGGCACCGGCCGUGCAGACAUGGCUGAGAGAACCCAGACAGAAGUUCGCACUCGUCAGCGAGCUCUUCGUCGUCACGGGCAUGAAGCUCGUCAAGGGCGCCAAGAUCAAAUACUCGACUUCGCAGAGCACGACGGUCAAGGGGGCCUCGGCAUCGAUCACGAAUGAUGAUGCGACGGAGUCCAAUCGCGAGUCGGAAUUUGUGUUUGCGUUCCGCGUGAAGAGGCUCAAGUUUGGGCGGAGACUGAAGCUUGAAGAGUACAAUAAGGGCGCCUUUAUGACAGUUGGCGGGAAGAAAGAUGACGACGAAUGUGUUCUGGUUGAGGACGUGGAUGGAGCUGAUAUCAGGUCUGCUGAGGCUGUUCCCGAUGUGGCCGAGAAUGGCAACGUCUAUUGCGUUCCCGCUUAA